Molecule: messenger RNA, 1276 nt
Organism: Cuscuta epithymum
Lineage: Eukaryota; Viridiplantae; Streptophyta; Magnoliopsida; Solanales; Convolvulaceae
Source: the annotation of a GenBank genome assembly
CCAAAUCCACACCCCUCUCUGCCGCAACUCGUCUGUCACCACAUCUCGUCCGUCGCAGCCGCCGCCGUCAAUCGUUCGACAUCUUGCUGUUUCUCACUCGAAGUCUGCGCCGCCACCGCUCGUUUGACAUCUGCCUCCACGUCUUGGUUGAAUGGUCGAAGCCUGCUGCCGCUGUUCAUUCAUCGUCCGCUGUAGGAGGCCGGUGCCAGCUCUCUUCAUCUCCACCUUAGCUUCUCUCAAGUAGCUUCAGGCUUAUCCAGGAGCUGUUGUUCAAGAAGGUGAUUAAGAGGGAAACGUUUGUUGUGGUCUUGAACAUGCAAGUUUACCUAUCAUUCAUUGCGAAUUGCUGCUGCGUGGUUGGACUUUUUGGUAGCGGGGAAUGGAGGAGUUUAAAGGGGGAGAUGAAUGGUUUUGGGAAGGGGAAGGUGUCAUAUGUUAUGACACUGGUUUGGAUAGCUUUGUCAUGGCAAAUGGAUGGAGUUAAGUUCAUUGCUUUGCUCCUUGCGCUAUGGGGAUUCCUCUCUUACCUUUAUCAGCACCACCUUGAUGAUUCCAAACCACCUUCUGUAGUAUACAGAGAAAGAAUGACCAAAUUAUUAUUUAUUUUUUAUACUAAAUGGUAGAUAACGAAUUUAGAGUUGAAGUAAGAGCGCCGCAUUGCAAAAAGGGGGCCAAGGGCAGUGAUUCACGACUCUCUUCGGCAGACAAAAGCAACAAGGAAUUGAAAAAGGACAACUUCCCAGUAAUGCAUCUCAGCAACGAUAAAUAGAAAGAAGAUUUCAGCAAGAAUUUAUAGGUUGCUUCCGCUCUGCAUUUCUCCUCAGCCAUGGAAAACGUUACCUUCCUGCGUCCUGUGGUGCAUGUUUGAAACAGAAAAGACACAUGGAGGCUUGUCAACAGAUGUCGAAUAAGAGUUUGAGUCACAAGAUGGCCGGAAUAUGUAACAUAUGAAGAAGUCAUUUAUAGUUGGAUCAGGAUUUGAAGAUUUUGUACUUGAGACAGAAGAUGAUUCUACUUUGACAAUGAUAAUGAUGAUGACGAAGAGUUGCAACAGUGAGAAGAAAAUAACAGAGAUGGUCAUCGCUAAUCUUGAUUUCUGGAUAUAGCCCCGAAUUAAAUAAAGCAACCCGAAAUUGAAAGAAGAAAAAAGCGGAGGAAAGAAUUAAAAAGCACGGGCAGAAGAGAAAGGAGAUGCGUGAGAAGAAAGAUCAGGGAGUGGGAAAUGAUGGAAUGACAUGAAAGGGUUGGGGCUGGGGUAGGAAAUGGUGGAAUGACA